GCCGCCCCGCCCGCCCGCGCAGUCAGACUUUGACCCGGCGCGGGCUUCGGUGGCCGCCGUGGACAGGAGCCUAGGAGCUUUGGUUCAAGACGAUUAAAGCCGUGGGAUGAGGACGCAGUGACAGGACGCGGUUCUGCCCUGGGAUUCUGAAGAUAGAGCGCGUUGAAAGGCGAAUUCAUGGUGGUGGAAGCUGAGCCCAUAUUAAGAGAUGUCAGGCGUCCGACCCCCGAUCAUGAACGGGCCCCUGCACCCCCGGCCCCUGGUGGCGCUGCUGGACGGCCGGGACUGCACGGUGGAGAUGCCCAUCCUGAAGGACGUGGCCACGGUGGCCUUCUGUGACGCGCAGUCCACGCAGGAGAUCCACGAGAAGGUGCUGAACGAGGCCGUGGGGGCACUGAUGUAUCACACCAUCACACUGACCAGGGAGGACCUGGAGAAGUUCAAGGCCCUUCGGAUAAUCGUCCGAAUCGGUAGCGGUUUUGAUAACAUCGACAUCAAGUCGGCUGGGGAUUUAGGCAUUGCUGUCUGCAACGUGCCGGCCGCGUCCGUGGAGGAGACCGCCGACUCCACCAUGUGCCACAUCCUCAACCUGUACCGCCGGACCACCUGGCUGCACCAGGCACUGCGGGAAGGCACGCGGGUCCAGAGUGUCGAGCAGAUCCGGGAAGUGGCCUCCGGAGCCGCCAGGAUCCGCGGGGAGACCUUGGGCAUCAUUGGACUAGAGCAUCCCUUCCGUGGCCACAGGGGCGGAAAGUGGAGAAGCAGCUUGCUACAGAGUUGUGGUCACUACUGCGCUGCUCCACGUUCAGAGGCUGCCCGCGGGUCCCAGAAAGGAAGGGGCCCGAAGGCAGCUGCAAAACAUGCUGAAAGCAAUUUACGCUCUUCACCUAUUUUCACAAAAGUGGAAACCUGCUUCGGGUUUCUUGGCUUCUCGGAACGGGGCGCUGACGCAGGCCGCGUAGGGCAGGCAGUGGCUCUGCGGGCCAAGGCCUUUGGCUUCAGCGUGCUCUUCUACGACCCCUACCUGCCGGACGGCACAGAGCGGGCGCUGGGGCUGCAGCGCGUGAGCACCCUGCAGGACCUGCUCUUCCACAGCGACUGUGUGAGCCUGCACUGCGGCCUGAACGAGCACAACCACCACCUCGUCAAUGACUUCACCGUCAAGCAGAUGAGACAAGGGGCCUUCCUGGUGAACACAGCCCGAGGUGGCCUGGUGGACGAGAAGGCGCUGGCUCAGGCCCUGAAGGAGGGGCGGAUCCGUGGCGCAGCCCUGGAUGUGCACGAGUCGGAGCCCUUCAGCUUUAGCCAGGGCCCCCUGAAGGACGCACCCAACCUGAUCUGCACCCCGCAUGCGGCCUGGUACAGCGAGCAGGCGUCCAUCGAGAUGCGCGAGGAGGCGGCUCGGGAGAUCCGCAGAGCCAUCACAGGCCGGAUCCCCGACAGCCUGAAGAACUGUGUGAACAAGGACCACCUGACGGCCGCCACCCACUGGGCCAGCAUGGACCCUGCUGUGGUGCACCCCGAGCUCAAUGGGGCCGCCUACAGCAGGUACCCUCCCAGAUCUAUGGGGAGGACCAUUGGCCACGGUCAGGAUGUCAGGACGUUAGUGUCCAGUUGUGGCCCCUCCCCCACGGAGGGCAAGACCCCCAGAUCGGGGUGGGGCCCAGAGAAGGGAACAGGACAGGUGGCCCCGAGGAGGACCUGAGGAAUCUCUGGGCCC
This is a messenger RNA of Vicugna pacos (alpaca), 1720 nucleotides long. Lineage: Eukaryota; Metazoa; Chordata; Mammalia; Artiodactyla; Camelidae. The record is from RefSeq and is a predicted model, not a curated record.